AUGGCUUUCUUACGAGAUGCUGAGAGUAAUCCGGCGGUGCAAGCCAUCUUAUCGAGGUUGCAGCAUGUCGAUACCAAGGCCGUCGCUGUUGGCUUACCAGUGACUCUUUUCGGGCUUGCAUUCUCUUAUUACUUCGUCGCAUUGCUCUACAGCCUCUUCCUCUCACCUCUGAGAAGCAUUCCUGGCCCGUUUCUGGCUCGUUUCACGCGUUGGUGGGAAUAUCGGCUGGUCAAACAAGGCAACUCAAACCAAGAAUUCAUCCACUUGCACAAGAAAUAUGGCCCAGUUGUACGACUUGGACCAAACCGGUACAGUCUCAGUCAGCCGAAAGAUGUCAAAAAGGUCUAUGAAUUGGGAGGCAAGUAUAUCAAGACAACCUACUACAAUCCACUACUCAGCCCAGUUGUGCAUGAGCAAAACAUAUUCGCCAUCCAAGACAAUGGUUUGCACAAGGAGAGGCGACGGAAGAUCUCGCCGAUGUACACCAUGUCAUCCAUGGUAUCUUAUGAGCCUGCCGUAGACGAGAUGACCCAUGUCUGCGUCCGCAAGCUCAAGGAGUUUGCCAAGGAGGGCCGUCUAGUUGAUAUUCCUCAUUGGAUGCAAUACUACGCCUUUGAUGUUAUCGGCGCUAUCACCUUCAACAAGAGUUUCAACAUGAUGGAGAACGAGGGUGAUACGACCGGAAUGAUCAAGGGUAUCCGAGAAGCCAAUGACUUUUUGGCCUUCUGGGGUAUCGUUCCCAAUCUGGUCCCAUGGCUCAUCGGCAUCGCUACAGCUUUGGGCACCGCUUCAAACACCUCAACACUUGUCAGCUACACCCUCACCCAGAUUGAUAACACGCGGAAAGAAAAUGCCAAAUCCACAGUCAAGGGUAGCACCAAAUACGACACAUUCCUAAAGAAGCUGCUUGAGGGCGAGUCUGAAGGUCGUCUCAAAACGCCGAAUCUUCUUGACGCAUGCGGUAGCAACAUCGGGGCCGGGUCCGAUACCACGGCCGUUACUCUGAGCUCAGCUCUGUACUACUUGUUCCAGAACUCAGAUAAGUUGAAGAAGCUACGGCAGGAGAUUGACCAGAAGGCAGCCAAUGGCGGUCUCUCGGACCCGGUUACGUUCCAAGAAGCACAGGACAUGCCGUAUCUACAAGCUGUCAUCAAGGAGACGCUGCGUAUCCACCCCGCCGUUGGGACAAUCCUACCUCGCGUCGUGCCCCCCGGUGGUAUGGAAUUAUCAGGAAUCUACUUCCCUGAGGGGACCGAAGUCGGCGUUAACGCAUGGGUCUUACAUUAUGACAGGGAAAUCUACGGCCCAGACCCUGAAGUCUUCCGCCCUGAGCGCUGGAUUGGCGAUGAGAAGACGAGCAUUAUGGAUUCUAUGAUGUUUGCUUUUGGAGGUGGCGCUCGAACUUGCAUUGGGAGGAAUAUCAGUCUUUUGGAGUUGACCAAGAUGGUCCCUCAGAUUGUCCGCAAGUUUGAUCUCGUUAUUGAGGACGCAGACAAGCCGUUGGACACCUCCUGUGCGUGGUUCGUGUAUCCUCAUUACAACGGCCGCUUCAAGAUGCGCGAAUAA
This is a messenger RNA of Fusarium proliferatum ET1, 1566 nucleotides long. Its product is annotated as related to cytochrome P450 CYP3/CYP5/CYP6/CYP9 subfamilies. Gene Ontology annotation, molecular function: oxidoreductase activity, acting on paired donors, with incorporation or reduction of molecular oxygen; monooxygenase activity; heme binding. The record is from RefSeq and is a predicted model, not a curated record. The coding region runs from base 1 to 1566 and encodes 521 amino acids. NCBI's taxonomy places the organism in Eukaryota, Fungi, Ascomycota, Sordariomycetes, Hypocreales, Nectriaceae. The transcript is spliced from 5 exons.